AGCUGUAACUGCCAACUCCCGGCGCAGCGGCUUGGCUCGGGCUCUGCGCUGGAGACAGGUUUGUGCAGAUCUGAGAGAGUUAUCAGGUGCGGUGUCCAUGAGAGGAACUGAUUGCCCACCGACCCCGUCCACACUCGCACCAAGUCACACCUUAGCAUGGACUCCUCCCCGCAACACAGCACAGACACUGCCGUUUCCGAUCAGACAGAUGGCCUCGGCCCCGACCAGGGACAGGAGGAGAAAGUCAUCAUCCUAAAGGCGGGAGUGCCGGGGUUCAGCUUCAGGAAGCUAUGGUUGUUCACAGGCCCGGGAUUCCUGAUGAGUAUUGCGUACCUGGAUCCCGGGAACAUCGAGGCAGACCUGCAGUCAGGAGCUGCAGCCGGCUACCAGCUGCUGUGGGUUCUGCUCUGGUCUACGGUCCUGGGACUGUUGUUACAGAGACUGUCGGCUCGGCUGGGGGUGGUAACCGGCCUACACCUGGCUGAGGUGUGUUACCUGUACUACAGCAAGGUGCCGCGGUUGUUGCUGUGGAUGCUGAUGGAGAUCGCCAUCAUAGGCUCGGACAUGCAGGAGGUGAUCGGCACAGCCAUCGCCAUCAAUCUGCUGAGCAACCAAUGGGUUCCCUUGUGGGGUGGAGUCCUCAUCACCAUUGGGGACACUCUGGGCUUUCUAUUCCUGGACAAAUAUG
Callorhinchus milii (elephant shark) is the source of this 688-nucleotide messenger RNA. Its product is annotated as natural resistance-associated macrophage protein 1. Gene Ontology annotation, biological process: metal ion transport. Gene Ontology annotation, cellular component: plasma membrane. The transcript has 6 exons. The record is from RefSeq and is a predicted model, not a curated record. Gene Ontology annotation, molecular function: cadmium ion transmembrane transporter activity; manganese ion transmembrane transporter activity; iron ion transmembrane transporter activity. The annotation marks the transcript as partial. NCBI's taxonomy places the organism in Eukaryota, Metazoa, Chordata, Chondrichthyes, Chimaeriformes, Callorhinchidae.